Messenger RNA from Ficedula albicollis (Collared flycatcher), 4919 nucleotides. It is a transcript of the gene RNF25, whose product is annotated as ring finger protein 25. Gene Ontology annotation, molecular function: ubiquitin protein ligase activity; protein binding. Gene Ontology annotation, cellular component: nucleus. The record is from RefSeq and is a predicted model, not a curated record. Bases 10 to 1518 code for a protein of 502 amino acids. The transcript has 10 exons. Gene Ontology annotation, biological process: protein ubiquitination. Lineage: Eukaryota; Metazoa; Chordata; Aves; Passeriformes; Muscicapidae.
AGCGGCGAGAUGGCGGCGGCCGCUGAGGGAGCGGAGGCGACGGACUGGGCGCUGCCGCCGGAGGUGGAGGUGCUGGAGUCCAUCUACCUGGAGGAGCUGCAGGUGGCGCGGGGCCUGGGCAGGUGGGAGCCCUGGGAGAUCAGCAUCACCCUGCACCCUGCCACGGCCCAGGACCAGGACUCCCAGUACGUCCGCUUCACCCUGGUGCUCUCCGUGCCCCCUCAGUAUCCCGAUAAAGCUCCAGAGAUCUCCAUCAGGAAUCCGCGGGGGCUGUCAGAUGAGCAAAUUCAAAAGAUUUCCCAGACCCUCAGAAGUGUUGCUGAAGCCAGGCUGGGGACAGAGGUGCUCUAUGAACUGAUCGAGAAGGGAAAGGAGAUCCUCACUGACAACAAUAUUCCUCAAGGACAGUGUGUAAUCUGCCUCUAUGGAUUCCAGGAGAAAGAAGCCUUCACAAAGACCCAGUGCUACCACUACUUCCAUUCCCACUGUCUGGCCCGCUAUGCCCAGCACAUGGAGGAGGAGAUCCUCAUGCAGCAGGAGGAGAGAGAGCAGCAUCUUGCACCAUCCCCCAGACAGGAAGUUGGUGUGCAGUGCCCUGUCUGCCGGGAGACCCUGGUAUACGACCUCUGUGCUCUGAAGGCAGCGCCGCCCCCACAGCAUCCUCUGGAGCCAUACAGGCCAGAUGCCAAGGUGCUGCAGCACCAGGAAGAACUGCGCCUGAUUUUCAAGAGACAGCAAGAGAAAGGGGGAAUCAUCGACCCCGAGGCAGAGAGGAACCGGUAUUUCAUCAGCCUCCAGGCGCCUCCAGCUGCUGUGGAUCCAGGCCAAGCAGCCAGUGCCUCUGAGCUGUCGGUGAGUGCCCGCGCUGCAGACGGGCCCCAGCCGCCCAGCCAGGCCUUGGCUCCUGAGCCAGCUGGGGCAUCAGAGGCCAGGGUGGAACCCAGGAGGCCUGAGAGGUCUGCUGUGCCCAGAGAGCAACUGAGCAAGAGGGAGAGGCACAGAGGGGAGAGGCCAGGCUCCAGAGGACGGGGCAGGCAGCUGUGCAGUGGCUCACAGGAACCAGGAGAUGAAGCCUGUCAUCCACUCCAUGGCUCCAGGGGGCCCAGGGUCUUCAGCCAGAGAACAGAGCGUAGACCUGCUGGACGGCACAGCCAGGAGUUUUCAAAGCCUCACAGUAGAAACAGGGCCGCUCCUUUGGCUGAAAGAAAGGAGUUGUGCCAUGAAGACCCCUCACCAGCAGCAGAAACUGUGGACUUGAAAGAGGAGCACCAUGAGAAAUGGAGCACAGAGGAGGGGACUGAGGCCCAGGGCAGGAAAAAGGAGAACCUCAUGUUCAGUCACGGUGACCACAAAGCUGCCCCCGGCUGGCAGGGCCACCAUAGGCCGUGGGAUUGUGGAAGAUGGGAGAAGUCCGGAGUUCAGGAGCGUGGUUCCUACCCCAGAGCACCAAGAGGGCGAGGCGUGUUCAGGCCCGGUGGACAUCGAGAAGCCCAUCUUGAGAAGGAGAGUGGCUCCUAGCAGGAAUGAUGAGGGGCUGGGGUAGGGGAAAAAAGGGCUGUUUCUGGGGAGAACAAUGAAGGCUCUGAUGAAUUAGUAGUAAGUAGAUACUGUACCCCCUGGAAGGGAGGAGGCAGAUGGCACAUGGGACGGCUUGGGACCCACAGUGUCACCAGUGUAAAUGGUGCAGAUUUAAGCACAGUGUUAAUGCAGUGUAAAGCAUCCUGGCAUGAGCAGCUGGCUGUUACCAGCACUGAAGAAGUGGAAUCCUGACAGAUUGCAUUAGUCUUGGUCUUAGAGAACCCAGAAGACAGAGGUAGCUUUGGAGACCCGCAGCCAUUGUCCCUAGAGGUGAAAUGCCAAGAAAUGUGCACACCUACAGAGCAAAGGGACUGAGCCCAGCAUAGUGCCAUGCCAAAGUGUGGCAAGACCUUCCCUGGAAGCCGUGGAGUGUGGUGGUGCCAAGAUGGGACUGUGCCAGGGCAGUAUCUGGGAGCUCAGCUCCACUUACUCUGUCCCUCAUUCCUUCCCAGAGCAUCUUCCCAACUGCUGGGGUUGGCCAGGCAGGUCCUUAUUACACAGGACAUUGCCCAGUCCCAACCAGGAGAUCCAAGUUAAGCUUAAGUCAACAGAUUGGCAGUUCACAAUUGUCUGGUGGCUAAGGCUUCACCUUGGCUCCUGCUUCUCCAGGAAGCCCAUAUUUAGCUGGAACUCCUGCCCUGUCUUUCAGCUCCUUUGUGCAGGCUGAAGCUGAUGGGGGGAACCUCGGAAGAGAGUACUCUGCUUUGUAACCUGUGUCUGUCAAAGUCCCCCUCCAAGGCCACGCUGUCUCUUGGCACUUCUGACAACCCAGAAGUGGAAACAUGUCCGAGUAUUUCGGAUACUGCUAUCCAUCCUCCUGUAAUCUUCAAGCUGGUAUUGCUUAAAUGAGGAUUUGCUGUUUAAACUAACUUGGUGCAGUUACACCUGCUGCUGCUCCACAGAUGUAAAUGGAGUCCCAAUCCAAAGCCAUGAGGAGUGAUCCCAUUGCCCCUAGUGGGGCAAUGUUAUUAAAUUAAGUCGUUGGGUCUUCUCCAGAGCCUGCUCCCUUUGUUUCCUCUGCCCUCUUGCUCCUGUUUGUUGCUUCUUGGAGCAAAGGUGUUGAUCCCUGGUAUUUCUCAAUUCCUUCCCUGUUCCCUACAACCAGGGCUGAGGCAGACACCUUCCUCUGGCACUCCUGGGUGGCAGGAGGGCUCCCUGCUUUGCCUGGCUUAGUGUAAGCUCUCUGCCUCACCUGGCCAAUACUGAUUCCUUGACACUUGUUUGUGCCUUGUGCCCCACCUCUUGUGCCCACACUGGGUUGUUACUCCUUCUGCUAAGUGCAAAAAUAACAGUGCUAGAAUGGACUUGACAAAACUUCAUGUGAAAUCCCCAGCUAACCAAUGGCUGUGUGUGCCAGGAGGGCAUUUGGCAGUGCACACAUUUGUCUGGCUGAGCUUUAGCACAUGAAAGUUGCACUACACCCUUUCUUGACUGAGAACAACUCAUCUGCUGCCCUGCUUACUCCAUGCCUGGACCUGAAGAGGUUUUAACCUGCUGCCAAGAACAUUCUGUGCUUAAAUUUCCAACACUGGUAUAUUUUCAACCCUAAUGCUCUAAAAUCAUUCUUUUUUUCUCCCUCCUUGGCCUGAGCCUACACUAUCUGUCCUGGGCUGGGUGAUCUGAGAAUGAUAGCUGAGCACUUGUGCCCUGAAGAGAGCCUGAAUUUUUCUUCAGUGCUCCCUCUGUGCUUGUUCAGCUGUUUUCUAGGGGAACAGCCUGCCCACACGUGGGUGAAAAGACAUAAACUUUACCUGACAUUGGUGCUUGUUCUGCUGCCUUCACUGGUGAAACUGCUGUGCUCCAAGAAAGGCAUUUGAUUGUGUACUGAAGGAAACAUGGAAGAUCUCUGCCCCUCAGAGCAGCUUCUCAGCUUCCUCUGGUGAGCCAGGAUUACUCUCAGCAGGAAAGUUGCUGUGUCAUGUUUCGAGCACGGGAAUUCAGCCAUGGAAAUGAGAGCAAGGACUUGGAUAACUUUAAUCAAAUGCCAGAUGUGUUAGUGGGAAGGGAUUUUUCCCUGGGAAUAGUGCUUUAGGAGAGGCCCUCUCUGACUCACUGCUGUCAGCCUGGAGCAGAGAGCACUUUGCAACAUGUAUGUGGAAAUGAAUUUGGGAUAAACAAACCAAACCUCCAGGUCAGAGGGGAUGAAGAGAGCCUGCAUGCUGGCCCCUUGCUUGGUGUCCGCCUGUGGCACUCACCUACCUCACAAGGCUGUUGUGAGGCUUAACUCAGGCCGGGCAGAAAGGCACUGGCAGCAUCUGUAGCAUUAACACUAUUAAAAAAGCAAGCAGCGAGAGAUGUUCUGUGUGGUGGCAUUGGUCCCUCUGGCUCCCCCUCAAACACUCCCCACCUUCCCAGACAGCUGUGGGACAUUUGCCAGUCACUCACUAGAGGCUGGAUCUGAGCAGCCAGCCUCUCUGGGAUAGCCAAACACAGGGUGAGGAUGCCAGCGAGCAGCAUCCUGCUCCUUCAUUUGCAGAAACAUUUGUCCAGGUUUGGGGUUGCAUUAAAGCAGUGCCUGUUUGCAUCAAAAUCCAUCCAGGAGCCAUUGACUGUGUGUUGCCAUGUGUUCUUGGCUAUGCCUUUGGCCCCACAACGCAGAGCCAAGAGGAGAGCUAAGCAGUGACCUACAAUUUGGGUUUGGCUUGGAACCCACUCCCCCAGCCCAAGCAAGGUGAUGCAACCCCCAAAACUAACCACAUUAACAUAGGAUUGGCUUUAGGGAAACUGAUUUUUCAGGAUUCUGCAAGAGGGACUGGAAGGGAGAGCUCUUGGGAAUAUCUGCUGUGACUGGCUAAGGCCUCUCAUUUGCCCUCAUACAGCUCCAGGGCCCCACAUCUCCUCUGGUGGGAAGGACAGUCAUGCCCACCUAGAAACAAUAUCCAAGCAGAUUUGUGGCUUGGCAUCAUAACUCAGCAGGACCAGUGGUGCCAGUCUGGAGCCCAAGGAACGAUGAGUUAUCUCUUAGGAGCUGCAUUUUUUCAGAAAUACUCUGGAUUUGCAGUACUGGCCUUGCCAGGCCCUGGUCAGGAAGGCUCUGGACCAGCAACUGGAUAGAGGGGCAACCAACAGGAAAAUGCACCAGAGAGACAAGAGCUGUGUUGUGCAUUUCACAGAGGAUAUCCACAAACCAGUGAGACCACUGUUUAAAAAAACCAGACACUUUUAGCAGUGUAGAACUCCAAUGUCCUGCCCAAAAGAAAUGACCUUCUGGGGCACCUCCAGGCUGAUCCACAAGGAAGGGGAUUCACACCAGGAGCCUUGGUAGCUUACAGCAAUCCAAGCAUGAGGCACACACUGGUGAGCAGGGCUGGUGCAGUAGCACCCAAGUCUGGGGAGCAGCA